AUGGCUCCGUGGUGGUAUACCGCUAGCAGCACUCUGCUGCUGUCGUCGCUCAGCGCCGCGGCCUGGCCCUACUCGACUUAUAGUUCGAUGGACUUCCAGCCGCCGCAGCUGCAGGUGAACAGAACUGGAACCACCGAACCUGGUUAUAUCUUCCUUGGCCCUCGUGGGGGCGUCCAACCUGCCGGUCAGGCGGCGCUCAUCUACGACGACGAGGGUAACCUGGUCUACGAGGGCCCCGACGAGGUAACCGCCAACUUCCGUGUCCAACAGCUGAACGGUGAAGAUGUGAUCACCUUCUGGGCCGGUGAAAUGAGUGACCUGGGCUACGGUUACGGCGCUGUCCACAUCCUCGACAAUAGCUACAAGGAGAUCCACACCGUCACCUUGACUGGUGCCUUCGUGACUCCGGACUCCUCAAGCAAAGACUCAUACAUUGACCUACAUGAGAGCUACAUCACCCCCGACAAUACCUUGCUGGUGACUGCCUACAACCUGACCCAGCACGACCUAACCUCCCUCGGCGGCAACUCGUCGGAGUGGAUGCUUGACAGCCACUUCUACGAGAUCGAUAUCGCCACCAACCAAAUUCUCUAUUCCUGGAGCGCCCUCGACCACGAGGACCAAAUCCCGCUGACCAGCUCGCAUCAGAAACUGGGCGGCGAUGUCGGCUCGCAGGAGAAGCCCUAUGACGCCUACCACAUCAAUGCUAUCGCCACCACCAACAACGGCUACCUCGUGUCUCUGCGCCACAUGUGGUCUGGCUACUACCUGUUCCCCAAUGGCACCAUCGCAUGGCAGAUCAGCGGCGAGAAUGGCGGCGAUUUUGCACAGGUUGGCAACGCCAACUUCAGCUGGCAGCACGAUAUGCGCGUGUACAAUGAGACCGACGAGGGGCUCGUCCUCAAUCUGUUCAACAACGCCAACACCCCGACCGAAACUGAGGCCCCUACCACUGGCGUUAGCCUGGCAAUUGACCUAGUCAACAAGAAGGUGACGGGCCUGCGCUCACUGACGGACCCGAGCGACCCCAUUCACUCUGUCAGUCAGGGCAGCUACCAGCUGCUGAACGAGGUCAACGGCCACGUGCUCAUGGACUACGGCUCCAUCUCCAAGGUCAAGGAGUACGACGGUGAUGGCAAUGUCGUGCUUAGCGCGCAAUUCGGCGAGGACAAUGCUGUCGCGUCAUACCGCGGCUACCGCUGCCAGUGGAGCGCCGUUCCCUUCUGGAAGCCCUCUUUGAUUGUUACCAAAACUAGCGAAGGAGCUACAGUGUACAUGAGUUGGAACGGUGCCACCGAUUACGACAACUGGGUUGUCUACUCGGCUGCCACUACGGACUCGGCGAACAACCAGCAGAUCAGCGCUGCGAACCGUACGGGCUUUGAGACCACUGUGAACAUUACCAGCCCGCCCACAAACUAUAUCCAGGUCGCUGCUUUCCAGGGUACUAAGGUUCUUGGUACUUCUGAGAUUGUCUCCUUCUAA
Molecule: messenger RNA, 1485 nt
Organism: Penicillium canariense
Lineage: Eukaryota; Fungi; Ascomycota; Eurotiomycetes; Eurotiales; Aspergillaceae
Product: arylsulfotransferase family protein
Exons: 1
Coding region: 1-1485 (494 amino acids)
Source: RefSeq, a predicted model, not a curated record